AUGGUACAAUCAUCGCCGGCUAAUACGGAUAUUGAUGCAUCAUUAAUUGCGACGUUGAGAGUGUUAGCGUCAGAUAAAUUUGGCAAAGAAGUUAAAGUCAGAGCGAUGGCUGAUGGUGGAUCACACAUGUGUAUGAUUUCACGGCGUUUACAGCAGCUAUUAGAUCUUGAGCAAAGAAAAUUGUCUGUGCCAAUGGAGGGUGCCGGCCGAUGUGGUAUAGACUCAAAAACUUUUGUUGAUUUGAAAAUUUCACCAGCGGACGGCGGUUCGAGUACUGGUGAAUGGAUUAGAGCUGGUGUUAUGAGUGUGGUUUCGGGUAAAUUACCACCAACUCAGUUCGAUAUUUCAGACUGGAAUCAUUUAGAUGGCUUGCCAUUAGCAGAUGAGACAUUUAAUAUGCCCGAUGAUAUUGAUAUUUUGUUAAGCGUAGAAUUUAUGGCACGCAUUCAAGGUAACAAAAUUAUAAGAGAUCAUAGCAAUUCGAAUCGUCCAGUGGUGAGCUACACUACAUUUGGCUGGAUUGUUUAUGGAGCAUUACCAUCAAGUCAAAAGUUUGCUUCUUUGUCGCAUCUUGCAAUCGCUGAUUGUCAACGCAUCGCCGACAAUUUGGAAAGAUUGUGGAGGGUUGAUGCUGUGAAAGAAAAAUCGCUUCUCACGUCCGAGGAAGCGCGUUGUGAACAAAUUUUCAGCGAAACUAUAAAGCGAGCUGAAGACGGUCGGUAUUCAGUUGCGAUGCCAAUUAUGGACAAUCCACCUAAAUUGGGCAAUUCUUUGCGUGCAGCCAUAGCACGUCAAUUACAAAAUGAGAGAUGA
Molecule: messenger RNA, 813 nt
Organism: Contarinia nasturtii (swede midge)
Lineage: Eukaryota; Metazoa; Arthropoda; Insecta; Diptera; Cecidomyiidae
Exons: 1
Coding region: 1-813 (270 amino acids)
Source: RefSeq, a predicted model, not a curated record